Danio rerio (zebrafish) is the source of this 4301-nucleotide messenger RNA. NCBI's taxonomy places the organism in Eukaryota, Metazoa, Chordata, Actinopteri, Cypriniformes, Danionidae. The record is from RefSeq and is a predicted model, not a curated record.
ACUAAAGAAAAUGUCGAUUUCGACGUUGAAACAGCAUGAAUGACCAAAAAUAAUGAAUGAACACGUGCAUAAGUAAUCGCGAGGAUGUGAAAGAAGCUGAACCUUCUCCGACCCAAAUUCCUUGCCGAUUUCGUUGUCUUCCACAGCGGGGCAGCGUAACCGCGAUCUACAGACAGCAUCACACAUCCAUGGGCAUUUGAGGAGAACUUAACUUGCUGUCGGAUGUCACAUACCAACAAUCUGAUGUAGACAGAAAGCUAUAAAAGUGCGGACACAUGUCCGCGCUCAGACCGUGAAGGCGUGCGCACCAUCGAGGACCAUGACAUGAUAACAGAGCUUCAGUUUACGCACGUUUACGCAAACGCAUUAACCGCCACACAUGGUUUUACAAUGGAAUCAAGUCCUAUCAUUUAUGGCGAGGAUUUCUGAAGUGAAGAUAAAAUGAAAAUAAAUGGCAGCGGCUUGAUGAACAGUUCUUCACUGAGCCCUCACGAUGAGAACACCCUGAAUCGCCCUCCCUGGGUCGCCACAACUUUGGGCAGUUUUCUGAUCUUCACUAUCGUGGUUGAUAUAUUGGGGAACCUCUUGGUGAUCUUCUCCGUCUACAGAAACAAGAAACUUAGAAACGCAGGGAACAUAUUUGUGGUGAGUCUGGCCGUAGCUGACCUUGUUGUGGCCAUCUAUCCUUAUCCUCUCGUCCUGGUCUCCAUUAUCCACAAUGGAUGGAAUCUGGGAUUUGUCCACUGCCAGAUCAGUGGAUUCCUGAUGGGACUGAGCGUGAUUGGAUCUAUAUUUAACAUCACGGGCAUCGCCAUCAACCGCUACUGCUACAUCUGUCACAGCCUCAAGUAUGACAAGCUAUACAGUGACAAGAACUCUCUUUGCUACGUCCUUCUUAUCUGGAUUCUGACCGUGGUUGCAAUAGUGCCAAACUUUUACGUGGGCUCCCUGCAGUACGACCCCAGGGUCUACUCAUGUACGUUUGCGCAGUCGGCCAGCUCGGCGUACACGAUUGCAGUGGUUUUCUUCCAUUUCAUCCUUCCAAUCAUGAUUGUGACGUACUGCUACUUGCGCAUUUGGAUCUUGGUGAUCCAAGUGAGGAGACGCGUCAAGCCUGAAUUCCGGCCUAAGCUUACGCCGCAUGACAUAAGGAACUUUGUCACCAUGUUUGUGGUGUUUGUCCUUUUCGCUGUAUGCUGGGCUCCUCUCAAUUUCAUCGGCCUGGCAGUCGCUAUUAACCCAGACCAGGUUGCGCCUCUUAUCCCGGAGUGGUUUUUUGUAUCCAGUUAUUUUAUGGCCUAUUUCAACAGCUGCCUUAAUGCCAUAGUCUACGGACUGCUGAACCAGAACUUCAGAAGAGAGUACAAGAAAAUUAUCAUCUCCCUCUGCACUGCGAGGAUGUUCUUCCCUGAGAGCUCAAAUGACGCUGUAGAACGAAUCAAAAGCAAGCCAUCCCCUUUAAUGACAAACAACAACCAAGUCAAAGUAGAUUCGGUAUGAAAUCACGCAAAAGGACACUGUGAAUCCAAAACCAAAUCAACAUUUCAGCUGCUUCCAGAAUGAACUAUUUAUAAACAAUAUUUAUAAUCUGAAUACAGGUGUAUGUAUUUCUUGUACCUGUUGCUUUUACAAGAAGGUGCAUUUCAAAUGUCUUGCUUCGUCUCAGAGUUUACAAGUUCAUAACAUUAGGCCUUUUUGUUUUUUAUACAGCACAAUAGGUCAGAGCAUCGUUAUAUACAGUACAAUUUUUUCAGGACAUCAUUAAUGCUACAAAACCAAUGCACAUACUGUUGUAUAUGAAGGUGCCAAGUGAGACGGUUGAUAGUUCUUAAUCCUCAUAAGUGCUUGACCUUGACUACAUUUACUUUACAUGAGCAAAAAUAAUGAAAUGAUUUCUGAUCAUCAGAGAAAGGACAUAAUUGCAUAAUAGGCUUUUUGCAUGACAAAAGCAAACCUCUUUACUUUUAUAUUACAGGCAGUUGAUAUUAUUAUAAUUAUUCAUUAAGAAGUGUGUUUUUGUACCAACAAACUGUAUUAUUAUUCAGAAACUGUGCUGCAGAAAUGAUGAAAUUAGCAACAAAUUCUCAUUGGAAAUAUGUGCCUCAGCUCAUAUUUUUGUGAGGCCCAAAAAAAGUACUUUGACUGCAGGUUCUAUUUAAAACGAGGUGUAACAAUGGGGUGUAACAACAACAAUCGGUUUUCUGGUCAAUUCACUUAGUAGCUCAUUAUGCAAGGUGUUGUACUCAUGAGAAAAAGUGCUCGGGUUUGAGUAUGGUCAAAAUCAAGGUAAUAGUGUGUGGUUGCAGAGCAAUUGUUUUUCUUACAUUCACUUUUGAAAACACUUUGUUGCGUUUGGGGAAGGGUUUGGGUCAGGUGAUCUUCUCUGCCUUCUUGAGGAAGUGUAUCAGGAAGUACAUGUAUCUGAAAUGUACAACAAAACGUACCAUAAGAAAUGUAUUUCAGAUUAGCAAAAAUGUAAUCAGUGCCAUCUGUAAAAUGCAACCAAACAUACCCAGAGCACUGAAUUUAUGUUGCAAAAAAAUGUAGGCUGAGGCAUGUAUUUGCAAUGAGACUGGGCUGGAUUUUAGAUGUGUUACAUCUACAUAUAUGGCUUUGUGAUGGACAUGUAACUGGUUUUGUUUAUGUUGAACUGCUCUCUGUGCACUGAUGAUGUAGCACAAACACUUUUUGCAAUGAGUUGUGGUCACAGAUUUUUUUUGCCAACUAAGGGUAAUAAUGUGAAAUAGGUGUUUACCUGCUUUGUUUACAAAAUUGUUUACAGUUUAAUGUAAUUAUGGUUACCACUAUAAUGAUUUAAAUUAGGGGUGGGCUGUAUGAUCUAUAUUUAAAUAGAUAGUUAUUCCAGAUAUAUUCAUUAUUUCAUUGAAGGGCACUAGGGAUCAACGGGAGGCUGUUUGGGAGCGUUUUAUAAAGAAGAAGAAUUUAUUACAGCGAAAACUGAAUUAUGUAUGAUUUAUGCCACACCAAUCAAACCCUUUUUUAUAAAAUCUGGUCAAUUUAUGACAUAACGCAUGCUAUUUGUGUAUUUGACUUUCAUUUUUUUAGUCUAAAGUUUACAGCACCCCAUGUGAGUCAGUCAUGCUAACGGAUGGGCAUUAGGACCUGGAUGAACAAGUAAUUUACCGAGGGAUAUUAUUGUACACAGAAUUGUCCUGUAUUCACAUUCCCAUUUCCAAGUCAGUAAUGCAAAACUGACUUUAAACUAACUCAGGCAAAAGUUCACCUCAGAUUGCGGACCUUAUUCAGACUCACAGACACUACAUGUGGGUUAGCCACGCCCACUUAUUUAAAUGUCAAUGCACAGAGAAUGGGAAUCUACGCCACAGUGAGUUCUGUUCUGCUAUUGUUGUGGACACGCAAGAAAGCACAAUAUAAACCAAUGGAAAUCACCACAGAAAAAGCUGACCAUUUUAAUACCUUUAGAAAAACAUACUAAAUACACUCAGAAUAAAAUUAACAAACAUGUAAAUAACUUUAUAAAAGCUAUCUGUGUGUCUGAGAAGCUGAAAACAAACAUUCCAUAAGAUUUCUGUAUCCAACACUGAAGUGGAAUUAGAGAAGUGGAGCAAAAACGUAGAGGGAGCGGUUAAAAAAUGAACUAGUUUAUCUGUAAGUAUCAACAAACUGCCACAAAAAAACAUUUCCAUAAAUGAUUUGCUUUGUUAUGUGUACACUUAUAGUUUAUUGCUAAUGAGUGAAUGAUACAAUAAAUCAAAAGAGAUUAAUGGGAAUCAAUGCCCAGAAUGUAUUGCACAAAUGUAUUGUGUCAACUUAUUCCCAUUCUCUAUGCAUAAUCAUACUGCCCAGUCUUAUUAAGAAUAAUCGUAUUUGUUUGAUAGUACUAUUUACAUGAAGUAACGUUUAACCACAAAAUUGCCAAAAUCCCUUAUUCAACACAAUGACCAACAUCAUAAUGUUGCUGUAAUCAUCCCUGGAGGAAGAUAUGGAGAAGACUGCACAGUGAGUUGUCUUGACCGUUUAAUAAUUCCAAAUGUCAUGGAUUUCAUUCAAAAUGGAUUUGUUUAUCACAAUUAAAAUCAGUAUAUGCCACAUAUUUCUAUGAGAUUAAUCAUAUAAAGUAAUUAUAAUGCAAUUUUGGCAAUAUAGUGAUCGCCCUGUAUGCACAAUACUUUAAUCAACCUGAUGCAAUUAUAAGCAUAGAUCACCCCAAAAUUAAAAUCUAUUCACCAUUUAGUCGCUUAAGUGAUUUCAAACCUGUAUAAGUUUGUUUCUUCUGUAAAACACAAAAGAAUGUCAAUGGCCACCUUUAAAAUAUUUGU